This is a messenger RNA of Rhodamnia argentea, 757 nucleotides long. Its product is annotated as 21 kDa protein-like. NCBI's taxonomy places the organism in Eukaryota, Viridiplantae, Streptophyta, Magnoliopsida, Myrtales, Myrtaceae. The record is from RefSeq and is a predicted model, not a curated record. Gene Ontology annotation, biological process: negative regulation of catalytic activity. Bases 72 to 707 code for a protein of 211 amino acids. Gene Ontology annotation, molecular function: enzyme inhibitor activity. The transcript has 2 exons.
CGAAAGGACCAACGCAACACAAAACGCCGGAAAUUCUCAACAGAAAAACGGAACCAACACCCACGUCAACCAUGCACUCCCAGCCAUCUCUCCGCCUCCUCCUCCCCGUCCUCCUCCUCACGCUCUUCCUCUCCCACCUACGACCGGUCCCGGCCGCCGGAUCCCCCGCCCCCGCCCCCGCCGACGGCUCCGAUUUCAUCCGCGCCAGCUGCAACGUCACCCUCUACCCGGACGUCUGCUACGCCACCCUCGCCCGCUACGCCGCCUCCGUCCACCGCGACCCGGCCCGCCUCGCCCGGGCAGCCAUCGCGGUGAGCCUGGCGAGGGCCCGGCGCGCGGCCGAGUACGUGUCCGGCAUCUCGCGGGAGGCCGACUACGGGGCGGACCGGCGGGCGGCGGCGGCGCUGCACGACUGCUUCGAGAACUUCGGGGACGCGGCAGACGAGAUGCGGGGCUCGCUGAAGCAGAUGCGGCAGCUCGGGGCGGCGGGGAGCGGGGAGGAGUCGUUCCGGUUCCAGAUGAGCAACGUGCAGACGUGGAUGAGCGCGGCGCUGACGGAUGAGGAGACGUGCACGGACGGCUUCGUGGACGUGGCGGACGGGCCGGUGAAGUCCGGGGUGUGCGGCCGGGCCGGGGCGGUGAAGAAGGUGACGAGCAACGCCUUGGCCCUGGUCAACAGCUACGUGAACAAGCAGGCUGGCCCUUGACUUGAUGAGCCAGACGAGGACAAGAGAGUGUGAAUUUGCCUUUCUUUUUU